This is a messenger RNA of Eremothecium cymbalariae DBVPG#7215, 591 nucleotides long. It is a transcript of the gene IES3, whose product is annotated as Ies3p. The record is from RefSeq and is a predicted model, not a curated record. Lineage: Eukaryota; Fungi; Ascomycota; Saccharomycetes; Saccharomycetales; Saccharomycetaceae. The transcript has a single exon. The coding region runs from base 1 to 591 and encodes 196 amino acids.
AUGUCUGACCUUUCAAAUACUUUGUUCAGAAAGGAUAUACAGUUGGUGUAUUCGAACCAAGCUGUAAAGCGAUAUGAGGCCGGAGUGCAAGAAAUCGAUGAUGAUAGGAAAAGCGGGCACAAACGACACAUUAUCUGUGUUGACGAUCAUCUGAAGAUUAAUUAUGAAGUGGUAAAGAAUGUGCCUGGGAAUUUAAUCGAAUUGACGGGCAAUAAGGGAAAACAGGGGCCUGAGAUCGAUGAGAUCACCCGAAUUAACAAGUUUAAAUCGCUAUAUUAUAAAGAACAGCUAAACAAGCUGCAUGACGACUUUGUUACGAAAAGUUCCAGUUUGCGCGGCGAUUUGGAACCCGCACAGGCCAUAGACGAGCCGUUGCCCUCAUUACAACAGCAGCACGAAUGGCUUAAAGAAAUUCAAGCCAAGUUACUGAAGCAGUACGAGGACACUGUACAGGAGGAAAAACGCUGGUAUAUGAAGAAGGAAGUAAUGCUGGAUGCCAAUAUCAAGCUGGAUCUAUUCAGUACCAAAGACAAAGUGACAGGAGCCAUUAAGCUAGGCAAGGACAACGCUCACAAAUCGUGUAUAUUUUAA